AUGGUCGCAAAUUCGUCAGAACACUCGAAAGCUCCAGAGCAGCCGGAGCAAGAGCUGCGCCCUCAAUUCAUGGAUAGUUUCGUCAAGGCUGUCAAUGUGAAAGCGGAGCCUCAACUCGAAAUGUCCGAAUUCAAGCUUAAGGAGCUUAAUGGAGAGAUUCCGCCAGAGCCAUUCCUCGUUUCGAAUCCUAAUCGCUUCGUGCUCUUUCCCAUUCAGGAACACGAUGUGUGGCAGAUGUACAAGAAGGCGGAAGCCUCGUUCUGGACAGCUGAGGAACUCGAUCUAGUACACGACCUUAAGGACUGGGCAAGCCUUACAAACAACGAGCGCUAUUUUAUUAAGCAUGUGCUUGCUUUUUUCGCAGCUAGUGAUGGAAUUGUCAAUGAAAAUCUGGCUAUGAAUUUCAGCAAUGAAGUGCAGGUGCCAGAGGCUCGCUGUUUCUACGGCUUUCAAAUCGCUAUUGAGAAUAUUCACUCGGAGGUGUAUUCGCUUCUUAUCGAUACGUAUAUCAAGGACGCGAUUGAGAAGGACCAUCUAUUGCGUGCAAUUGAAACCAUCCCUUGCGUCACAAAAAAAGCUCAUUGGGCGCUUAAGUGGUGCGAUCCACGAGUAUCUUCAUAUCCGGAGAGGCUGUUAGCUUUUGCUGCAGUAGAGGGUAUUUUUUUCUCAGGCUCAUUCUGCUCAAUCUUUUGGCUUAAGAAGCGUGGUCUGAUGCCUGGUCUUAGCUUUUCAAAUGAGCUCAUUAGUCGGGAUGAAGGUCGUGUACACGAAAUUAUACGGGAGGCCGUGUUGAUUGAGCGCGAAUUCGUACGCGACUCGCUCCCAGUUGAGUUGAUAGGCAUGAAUUCAGGGCUCAUGUGUCAGUACAUAGAAUUUGUGGCUGACCGUUUGCUCUACUCGCUUGGUGUAUCCAAGAUCUACAAUGUGAGGAACCCGUUCGAUUGGAUGGACAUGAUUUCUCUUCAAGGUAAGACGAACUUUUUUGAAAAGCGUGUUGGCGAGUACUCGAAGGCUGGCGUUGGUGUUGCUGCCGAAGAGCAGGUAUUUACCUUGGACGCCGAUUUUUAA
Plasmopara halstedii is the source of this 1068-nucleotide messenger RNA. RefSeq names its product ribonucleoside-diphosphate reductase small chain. Gene Ontology annotation, molecular function: oxidoreductase activity. Lineage: Eukaryota; Oomycota; Peronosporomycetes; Peronosporales; Peronosporaceae. Gene Ontology annotation, biological process: deoxyribonucleotide biosynthetic process. The record is from RefSeq and is a predicted model, not a curated record. Bases 1 to 1068 code for a protein of 355 amino acids. The transcript is spliced from 2 exons.